AUCACCACCAACAAUUCUAAUAUGGACGCCCUUGAAGAACAGACACAAGAGUUGGAAGUCUUGCAAUCUAUAUAUCCAGAUGAACUUGAAAUCUUAUCGGAAACCCAUUUCACUGUGAGGUUAAACUUGGAUACAAACACCGACAGGAAACAUGCGUUGGUGUUAGAAGUGAAAUACCCUGCUGAAUACCCCGAGGUGGUCCCUGUAUUGGACAUUGAAGUGGGCGAGGACGAAGAGGACGAGGAUGAUUACUACGGGUCAGACGACGACGAUGACAUCGACUCUGAUGAAGAAAGAAACCGUCAAGCUGUCAAUCUCGCAGAACUGAUUGAUUUUGAAAAGAAAGAUUUAUCUACAUUGUUAGAUAAAAUAAAUGAAGAAGCAGAAAUGAAUUUGGGGAUGCCAUCUGUGUUUGCCCUCACUUCACAACUUAAAGAGGAGGCCGAACAACUCUUUCAAAAUAAAAUCGACGCAGCACAAAGGAAAUAUGACCGAGAAUUGGUUGAACGUGAAAUGGAAGAACAAAAGAAAUUCAAUGGUACAAAGGUAACCCGUGAAUCUUGGCUUGAAUGGAGAAACAAGUUCCGUGAGGAAAUGAAGGUUGCCGAGAAGGAUAAGGCCCUUUUCGAUGCCAUGCAUAACGGGAAGAUGUCCGGGAGAGAAAUCUUCGAGAAGGGUUUGGCUGGUGAUGAAGAUGAGACUGUUGAUUCCGUCACUGAGGCGGUCAAGGAGACUCAAAUAUAGCAUAUAGAAGGGAAUAAUUAGUUCGUCUGA
[Candida] anglica is the source of this 774-nucleotide messenger RNA. The record is from the annotation of a GenBank genome assembly. Lineage: Eukaryota; Fungi; Ascomycota; Pichiomycetes; Serinales; Debaryomycetaceae.